Molecule: messenger RNA, 4272 nt
Organism: Mauremys mutica (yellowpond turtle)
Lineage: Eukaryota; Metazoa; Chordata; Testudines; Geoemydidae
Gene: CAPN14
Product: calpain 14
Exons: 23
Coding region: 642-2723 (693 amino acids)
Biological process (GO): proteolysis
Cellular component (GO): cytoplasm
Molecular function (GO): calcium ion binding; calcium-dependent cysteine-type endopeptidase activity
Source: RefSeq, a predicted model, not a curated record
CCACACACAUGACACUGAUGAGUACAGCUCAGUUUAAAAGAAGGAGUUAAAGCAGAGAAGGGGGUGGGUGUUUUAGGAAAGUGAGUGUAAGCACAAAGUAGGUAUUAGUUACAUUAAAAGAGCCAGGAAAGUAAUGAGUCAAAGAAGUGACUCAGAAAAAACAGGGUAGAGAGGGAAUCACAAAAGGUUCAGAUCUGAUAUACAGCAGGCACCAAAAAGUUUGGAGGCCCAAGUGAAUGUGUUUGUCUAUGUACUUGCAUAGUCGUGUUGAACCCAAAGCAGAUCAUAGGUCUCUUCUGUCUGGAAUGGCUUGAUGACAUCUUUACCCCCACAUGAUCUUAAAAACUUCUUAAUGUAUGUGCCAAGUGACUUCAUCAUAAAUAUGAAACUUUCAGUUACCAGAGCAAGCAAGAACUUGACUCACGCUAGGAAAACCCAGUCCAUGCGCCUGGCCCAUGGAUGGAGAAGAAUGAAAGCCUGCUACCAAAUGAAUGAAAAUGAGAGUGCCCCAGCUACAGCAUCCAGGAACUCUACUGAAGGAGACACUUUUCCACACAAAGAAGGUCGAGAGAGUCCUCCGGCAUUGUGUAGUGACAAGACCCCUAAAGUAUCACUAGCUGGGAAUUUCUCCUACCACCCCCAUGGCCUUGCUCUCAUUCCUGAGACGAGGGAAAUCAAAGCCACGGGUGCCUUCAUGCAAGGGAGCCUUUCAAAAACCCAACAAACUUCUUCAUCAGAACUACGAGACCUUGCUGGAGACAUGCUUGAAGAAUAAAUGCCUGUUCAAGGAUGAGAACUUCCCAGCUGACCUUCGUUCCAUUGGAAUGGGAUCAUUGCUGCAGAAACUGCCCCCAAAGCUACAGUGGAAGAGGCCACAUGAGCUGCAUAAAACUCCAAUAUUUUAUACUGCAAACACAAGACGGCUUGAUCUCUGCCAAGGAUUGGUUGAAAACUGCUGGUUCCUGGCCGCGUUGGAAGCGCUGACGUUCCACCAAGACAUCUUGGCCGUGGUCGUGCCGCAAAACCAAAGCUUUGAUAGGAAGUACGCUGGCAUUUUCCAUUUCCGGUUUUGGCACUUUGGCGAAUGGGUUGAUGUGGUGGUCGAUGACCGACUGCCAGUGAACGAGGCUGGUCAGCUGGUUUUUCUCUCCUCCGUUUGUAAGAAUCUCUUCUGGGGAGCCCUUUUGGAGAAGGCGUAUGCCAAGCUCUAUGGCUCCUAUGAAGAUCUGCAGAUUGGACAAGUGUCGGAAGCGCUGGUGGAUUUUACAGGCGGAGUUAAUAUGACAAUAAAACUGGCAGAGGCUUCUCCUGAACUGUGGGAUAUACUGACAAGAGCAACCUACAGCAGAUCUCUCAUGGGUUGCCAGACGCAUUUAGGGACAGCCAGGGUCCUAGAGAACGGGCUGGUGGCUGGCCAUGCCUACACAGUCACUGGUAUUAGAAAGGUGACUUGCAAAUAUGGACCGGAAAAUUUAGUGAGACUGAGAAAUCCAUGGGGGAAAACUGAAUGGAAAGGAGACUGGAGCGAUAGCUCUGGGAACUGGGAGCUGCUCAGCCCGAAGGAGAAGAUUUUGCUGCGGAGAAACCAAGAUGAUGGAGAAUUCUGGAUGUCUCUGCACGAUUUUAGGACCCACUUCGUAGAUCUGAUGAUCUGUAAAUUAACUCCCGACCUGAUGAGCCCGGAGGAUGGAAAGAAGUGGAUGUAUUCUCUGCAGAUUGGGAGAUGGGUCAAAGGAAGCACGGCAGGCGGCAGGAUGAGGCCCUACAAAGACACGUUUUGGAUGAAUCCCCAGUACUGGCUGGAAGUUUUGCAGGGUGACGGCAGCAAAAGGUCCCUGCAUUCCUGCAGUGUGCUGGUGUCCCUGAUCCAGAAACCCAGCAGCAAACACCGAAACCGGGCCCCUCACCUCUCCAUAGGGUUUUCCAUCUUCAAGGUGGGCCCAGAGUACCACAAAAGCAACAAAAGGCUGGCACCAGUGUUCUUUGCCAGGAACCCCUCCGUCAAUCAAAGGCAUCUCUUCCUGAAUGAGCGGGAAGUGACUCAGGAUUUCCGGCUGCAGCCUGGGGUCUAUGUCAUCGUCCCCUCCACCGCGGAACCCCAGCAGGAGUCCGAGUUCAUCCUGCGGGUCUUCUCCAGGAAACACGUCCUUCGUGAAAUGGGCGGAAAUUCAAGUUUCAUCCUUUCCAAGGAAAUAAUUGAUAAACAUGAAGGCAAGAUUUGGGAGGAUUUCUUCAAUAAGCAUUUUGAACAACAUCCUGAAAUAAACGCUGUGCAACUCCAGAGGAUCCUGAAUAACGUUGCCUGGACACAUCUCCAGAGCUUUCGGCUGAGGUUUAGUCUGGAUGCCUGCCAAGGUAUCCUGGCACUGCUGGAUCUUAAUGCCACUGGCACACUGAGUAUUCAGGAAUUCAGGGUCCUGUGGAAGAGGCUGAUUUUCUAUCUGGAAGUUUUCCAGAAGAAAGAUGUUGAUAGAUCAGGAAAUCUGGACUUAGUGGAAUUGCAUGCAGCUGUGCAGGAGACAGGUAUUUCGCUCAGCAACGAAGUCUGUAACCUAAUGGCGAUUAGAUACGGCAACCCUGACCUGAAAAUCAGCUUUGAGAGCUUCGUCUGCUUCAUGCUGCGAGUGGAGAUCAUGGGGGAGGCCUUUCGGAACUUAACUACAGACGGCAAAGGGAUAUAUCUCCAGGAAGCUGAGUGGAUGAUGAUGACUCUCUAUUCCUAAAGCAAAGCAGCGGAGGAGGAAGGAGUUGGACUUAGACACACUGGCUCCUCCCAGGACAUGGAGGGUUGUUCCUUAUCAACUUGUUAUACAUGCUGGAUACUUUGGGCCAAUCCUGCAAUCCCCACUCAUGUGAGCAGUCCUCGGUCAGCCAGUGGGGUGGCUUAAAUGCGUUAGGACAACCGAAGUGAUUACAGGUUGCUGGAUCAGGCUCUUUCCAUAUGGAUAGAUUUUAUCCCAUGAGGAUCUACUUUUAUGAAUAGGUUGGAUCUAAAGACCCGAGAUGCGGUGAAAUGAAGAUUGGCUUUUAUUUUUAAUGCAUCAUUUCAAACACCUCUGAGAAUCCGCUCUUAGAAUGGGACUACAGAGUUGUGGAUUCACUGAGAGACCAGAGUGACACGUAGUUCUUAUAACUAGCGAAGCUACCAGGAUGAAAAGUCCCAUAUUGGAUGCCCUGAAUCUGUAAGGCUCCCCAUAGUUUUCAGGUUGAUUGUAGUUGGACACUUACAAUUAGUAAUAGAUGUGUAUAUUGUGGUAAUGCCCAAAGGCUCCAGCUAGGACUGAGCCCACACUAUGCUGGGUGAUGGACAAACCUAGAAAAGAGACGAUCCCUGCCCCAAAUGGCUUAUGUGCUAAAGAUGCAAACACAUUCAAAUUCCACAACCCCUCCAGGUCCCUUCCUCCCUCCAAGGGUAGAAAGACUCACUGAAAACUAUCAAUGAGUUUGGAAGCUGAAGUCUAAGCUUUAGGGCCAGAUCCUCAGGUGGAAAUUGAAGUCAAUUGACCUAUGCUCAUUAUGCCAGUUGAUGAUCUGGCCCCCUUAUUGGUUGUUUAGGGCUGAGACAUCAUUGUUUGCAUAAGAAGGUGGGUAAUGACAGGACUUUUUGUUGCUUUGGGCAAGUUACUGAUCUUCUCUAUGUCUCAAUAUCCCCAUUUGUAAUAACUCAUCCACCUUGCUUAAAAGCACUUUAAGAUUCUUGAUGGAAGACAUUGUAUGCAUGCAAUCAGUUAUCACAUAUACCACCAUCGCAGUUUUCAUAUACAAUGACACAGUAACAGACUCUAAGGUCCGGAAACAGGUUUUUCUUCAUGAGAAGACUUUCAUUAGUAACGAAUAAUAAUAUCUCCAUGAAUUACACAAAGCACCACUAGAUGGUGCUCCAUCCUUACAGGGAAGACUGCCAGUCUUACAAACACAACCAAAGAAGUAUGAGAUCCUGAGAAAAAUGUUUUCCCUUAGGAAAUACAGCUGGCUGGCUGGCUGGAUAUUUAAAAUGACAAGGUAUAAGGUAUCCUUUUCCUUUUGCAGCUUAGGAAAAGUCAGCUGUGGGGUGGAUCAAGAGCCCGGUGAUGGGAUAUGAAAUACAAUAUUGCCAAACCCAAACAUUCGUAAGGGCCAGCUCCCCCAAAAUCAUGAUUGGCUUAAAAUUCAUGAGAUUUUAAAAAUAGUAAAAGUUGGGUCCUUUUAAUUUCUUUUUGGGUCUUGGGGCCUUAAGGGUCACUGCCUCCACAAUGAGGGAUAGAAACUUCCUUGGUUUGAAAAAUGAAAGUU